This is a messenger RNA of Panthera uncia (snow leopard), 1093 nucleotides long. RefSeq names its product Wnt family member 7B (gene WNT7B). Gene Ontology annotation, molecular function: cytokine activity; frizzled binding. NCBI's taxonomy places the organism in Eukaryota, Metazoa, Chordata, Mammalia, Carnivora, Felidae. Gene Ontology annotation, biological process: neuron differentiation; cell fate commitment; positive regulation of JNK cascade. The record is from RefSeq and is a predicted model, not a curated record. The coding region runs from base 1 to 1050 and encodes 349 amino acids. Gene Ontology annotation, cellular component: extracellular region. The transcript has 4 exons.
AUGCACAGAAACUUUCGCAAGUGGAUUUUCUACGUGUUUCUCUGCUUUGGCGUCCUCUACGUGAAGCUCGGAGCGCUGUCGUCCGUCGUGGCCCUGGGAGCCAACAUCAUCUGCAACAAGAUUCCUGGCUUGGCCCCACGGCAGCGUGCCAUCUGCCAGAGCCGGCCCGAUGCCAUCAUCGUGAUCGGGGAGGGGGCGCAGAUGGGCAUCAACGAGUGUCAGUACCAAUUCCGCUUCGGACGCUGGAACUGCUCCGCCCUGGGCGAGAAGACUGUCUUCGGGCAAGAGCUCCGAGUAGGGAGCCGGGAGGCCGCCUUCACGUACGCCAUCACCGCGGCCGGGGUGGCCCACGCGGUCACGGCCGCCUGCAGCCAGGGGAACCUGAGCAACUGCGGGUGCGACCGAGAGAAGCAGGGCUACUACAACCAGGCGGAGGGCUGGAAGUGGGGCGGCUGCUCCGCCGACGUGCGCUACGGCAUCGACUUCUCCCGGCGCUUCGUGGACGCCCGUGAGAUCAAGAAAAACGCGCGGCGCCUCAUGAACCUGCACAACAACGAGGCCGGCAGGAAGGUCCUGGAGGAGCGCAUGAAGCUGGAGUGCAAGUGCCACGGCGUGUCGGGCUCGUGCACCACCAAGACGUGCUGGACCACGCUGCCCAAGUUCCGCGAGGUGGGCCACCUGCUCAAGGAGAAGUACAACGCCGCGGUGCAGGUGGAGGUGGUGCGGGCCAGCCGCCUGCGGCAGCCCACCUUCCUGCGGAUCAAGCAGCUGCGCAGCUACCAGAAGCCCAUGGAGACGGACCUGGUGUACAUCGAGAAGUCGCCCAACUACUGCGAGGAGGACGCGGCCACGGGCAGCGUGGGCACUCAAGGCCGCCUGUGCAACCGCACGUCGCCGGGCGCGGACGGCUGCGACACCAUGUGCUGCGGCCGUGGCUACAACACCCACCAGUACACCAAGGUGUGGCAGUGCAACUGCAAGUUCCACUGGUGCUGCUUUGUCAAGUGCAACACCUGCAGCGAGCGCACCGAGGUCUUCACCUGCAAGUGAGCGCGCGCGCGCGCCCCCGCCGCCGGCACGCGCGCGCCCCCGC